Molecule: messenger RNA, 2130 nt
Organism: Cylicocyclus nassatus
Lineage: Eukaryota; Metazoa; Nematoda; Chromadorea; Rhabditida; Strongylidae
Source: the annotation of a GenBank genome assembly
AUGCGGUGGUGGCUAUUUUCCUUUUGGACCUGGAUUAGAUGGUGUGAAGACGACGUGGAGAUCGGCUCAUCUGAUGGAUACAAGAUUGCCUCUGAUAUGCUUAUGAACUCUAUAAAUUUUUCGAUUGAUCCAUGCGAUGAUUUCUUUGAAUUUACUUGCGGCAACUGGAUAGCUAAAAACCCAAUCAAGAAGCACAUGAGUAGAUCAUCACAAUUCGAUUUACUCAACGAUCAAGUGAAUGAGCAAGUAAGAGGCAUAUUUGUAUCAAACGAGACGUUCCGUUCGAAAUCCAUAACUGCCUUGAAAGCUAUCUAUAAGAAAUGUAUGGAUACGGACAAACUGAACCGCAGAGGUGCUAAGCGAUUGAUAGCUAAAGUCAAGAGACGCUUCGCUUGGCCGAUAGUAGAUGGAGAUAAAAAGUGGGAAGUGAAGGAUUACGACUUGACAUCGCUACUUGUCCAUGUGUCACGAAUUCGCGGUGUUAAUGUGUUCGUUUCAUGGGAUAUAUACCACGACGACAAGAAUGUUUCUCGCCGCAUCAUUCAGUUUGAUCAGGCAGACCUUAGACUGGGUCGUUCUAGGGAAUAUUACUUGGAUAUGACAAAGUAUGAUAAGAAGAUUGAAGCUCUCAGAAGGUAUCUUAUCAGACAGGCUAAAUUGUUCCAAAGAGAUGGCGGUCGGCCCACCUACAGGAAAAAAAUUGAAAACGACGUAAACGAAAUGAUUGAUCUUGAGAUAAAGUUAGCGAAAAUCUUGGUGCCAGAGGAGAAUCGCAGGAACUGGACAAGAAUGUAUAACCUCUAUCACUUGAGCGAUAUGCAGAAGCUCAUGCCAUUGGUCAACUGGACACGAUACUUCUUAGCAGUGGCUCCAUCUUCUUCUCACAACUACCUAAAAUCAAAUCCAGAAAUUAUUAUUAGGGAAGUCGACUACAUGCGAAAUCUCAGCAAGCUUUUGCGGCGGGUGAAACCCCGUAUAAUCACUAACUAUGUUUUUAUGCGACUUUCUAAAGAUUGGGAGGGGGAGAUGGGGGAGGAUUAUGAGAAGAUCGCUGAGGAAUUCAAUCUAAUAAUGUACGGAAAGAAAGAAAAGCCACCGCGUGAGAUUUACUGCAUUCGACACACAGUGAAUUUGCUGCAGUAUGCUACCAGCGCGGUAUAUGUCAGAAAAAUGUUCAACCAGGAGUCGAAAGCUGUUGUUUUAAAAAUGAUCAAUGAUAUUCAAAGGGCGUUUCGUGAGAUGCUAAGCACAAACAAGUGGAUAAAUAGCACUAGAAAUGCAGCCUUAGAGAAGGCGAAUUCAAUGUUGAGUCAGAUAGCUUACCCCAACUUCGUUCUGAAUGACGAGGAGCUUGACAACUACUAUGAUGGCCUUGAUGUACGUGAAAGUGACUCGUACAGCAAAAUGCUGGACAAAGUAGCUCGAUGGCAUAUUGAGCACUCAUUCAAACUAUUAAUGGAACGUGUAGAUCGUCAUGAGUAUGAUUUCAAUUCAGCUACGGUUAACGCUUAUUAUAUGCCAACAACUAAUUCGAUCAAAUUUCCCGCUGCCAUUCUUCAAGCUCCAUUCUUUCACCACACCUUUCCCAGGGCCUUGAACUAUGGUGCAAUUGGAUCUAUUAUCGCGCAUGAGAUCUCGCAUGCAUUUGACGAUGAAGGGAGUCAGUACGACGCCAUCGGCAACCUUCGCGAGUGGUGGGAUGCGGAUGUGAAAAAGAAGUACCAUAAGCGAGCUCAAUGUUUGAUUGACCAAUACGGAAAGAUUGAAGUACCGGGAACCGGCCACAAAAUCAACGGUGAACUCACUGUAGGGGAAAAUAUUGCCGAUAAUGGAGGAGUGAAGUCAGCCUACAGGGCGUACAAAGCAUAUUUGCGAAAACACGGAGAAGAGUUGAAGAUCAAAGGUUUGGAAGGCUAUAGUAGUGAACAGAUAUUCUUCAUGGGCUACGCAACGGCCUUUUGUGGAGACUACACAAAGGACGGACUGAUCGACUAUCUUCUUAGAACUCCUCAUAGUCCAAUGCGUUAUCGAGUUAAUCAAGUGCUGGCCAAUCAACGCGGGUUUGCUGCUGCCUUCAGUUGUGAAAAGGGCAGUAAGAUGAACCCCGAAAAACGCUGUGGUGUCUGGUAA